GAGCUCGAUGACAUUCGCAAAUCUGGGAUGAAGCAUUUCCGCAACAUUCAGGUGGACGAAUCGAAUAUUCUGACCUGGCAAGGGCUCAUUGUUCCUGACUGCGCCCCUUACGAUAAAGGAGCCUUCCGGAUCGAGAUCAUCUUCCCGGCGGAGUACCCCUUCAAGCCCCCCAAGAUCACCUUCAAGACAAAGAUCUACCACCCCAACAUCGAUGAGAAGGGCCAGGACUGCGCCCCGUACGAUAAAGGAGCCUUCCGGAUCGAGAUCAUCUUCCCGGCGGAGUACCCCUUCAAGCCCCCCAAGAUCACCUUCAAGACAAAGAUCUACCACCCCAACAUCGAUGAGAAGGGCCAG
Molecule: messenger RNA, 354 nt
Organism: Menidia menidia (Atlantic silverside)
Lineage: Eukaryota; Metazoa; Chordata; Actinopteri; Atheriniformes; Atherinopsidae
Source: the annotation of a GenBank genome assembly